AUGCCUUUCGGUACCUUCGAGCUCACUGGGGAUGCCAUCCCUCAAUACGCACCACCAUAUCCCACCGGAGACUGCGACUUCACCGGUUCCACCAUCCUAGUCGUAACCUACCGUACGACCGCACACAGCGUCGCUCCCUUCGUUCCCAGCAUGCUUGAACUGGAGGACGAGCCCCUCAUCACCGUCCGCCUCCUCCGACACAGCAUGACUUCCUUCGGCCCAUACAACGAGUACACCCAUGGCGUGGACGUGCGCUACCGCGGAGAGAAAUAUGAAUACUUCCUCUCCCUGAUCCUCGACAACGAGUCACCCGUCCUAGCUGGCCGAGAGCAAUACGGCUUUCCAAAGAAGUUCGGCACAGUGGAGUUCAACCCGUCUGAGCCAUGUGGGACCCGAGUGAUGCGCGGACAUGUCGAGCAUCCUCCACACCAGAAGAUCCUACAGAUGAACUAUAGUCCUGUUCGGAAGCAGGCAGUCCCGGAUGUGGGGAUGACGGUCGAAACACGCUGCAUGAAUCUACGUGUGCUGCCUUCGCCGAUUGCGGGACAGCCUCCGUCUGUGAGGGAGUUGAUGCCUCUGGCACUUAAGAUCACGGCGAAGGAGAUUUGGGAGGGUGAGGGUUCAGUCUCGUUCCCCGAGCCGUCAGAGGUGGAUCCGAUGCAUCGGAUUGAGAUUAUGCGGUAUGAAAGUGCGCAUUUCCUGCGGGAGGCUAAUCUCUGGCUCGGUCCGACGGGGGAUGUUUACUCUGUUUAGGAAUCGCAUGCUACUUAUUUAUGUGGGUAGGGUGAAGCCGGAUCGACACCAGGCAUCUCUGGUUCCUUUUUCCGAUGCAAACCCUGUUUAAUAGCCCGCCAGAAGGUAUCCAGUGUGCUAUCAUCAAUGUAUAACACUCCCAGCUAUGUUUUUUAAAUUGAGUACGGACAGAAGUCUCUUUGGCAAUGUAACGAGAUGCAUAGAUCAGUGCGUCUACAUUUGUAGGCUGAGUAAAGCCCUCUAGUGUGGCUGGUUUCUAAGGGCGAGCUACCAAAUCCGUGAUU
Messenger RNA from Aspergillus piperis CBS 112811, 1037 nucleotides. Its product is annotated as acetoacetate decarboxylase family protein. NCBI's taxonomy places the organism in Eukaryota, Fungi, Ascomycota, Eurotiomycetes, Eurotiales, Aspergillaceae. The record is from RefSeq and is a predicted model, not a curated record. Bases 1 to 753 code for a protein of 250 amino acids. The transcript has a single exon. Gene Ontology annotation, molecular function: lyase activity.